AUGGUUUUAGGGGACUUUAACUCAGUCCUCAAAGCAGGAGACAGAAUAGGAGGAAACCCUGUGACCCGGGCAGAAGUGAAGGAUUUCCACAGCUGUGUAGAAGAAUGUGGCUUAUUGGAGGUACCAGCACAAGGCAAUAGGUACACUUGGAAAGACAAACAUGAAGAACAAAGGAUAUUCUCAAAGAUUGAUUGGGUGUUCACUAAUGGGGAAUGGCUAGAUGUAAUGCCAGCAUGUAGGGCCAUAUUUCUUCCAGAAGGAAUUAGUGAUUACCGUCCUGCAAAAGUGUCACUGAUAGAGGAAAGAAGGAACUUCAAAAAAUCAUUUCAAUUCUGUAACAUGUGGGCUCAACAUCCACAAUUUAAUGCUAUAGUACAAGAAGGAUGGACUGACUGA
Nicotiana tabacum (common tobacco) is the source of this 396-nucleotide messenger RNA. NCBI's taxonomy places the organism in Eukaryota, Viridiplantae, Streptophyta, Magnoliopsida, Solanales, Solanaceae. The record is from RefSeq and is a predicted model, not a curated record.